CUCGCAAGGUAAAUCAUCUCUGAAACUUCGAGUGGGACUUUGUGUCGGCAAACUAGACAUCCCGAAAGGCUAAAUUAUGGGUGGUGGUGAGCAAAUAUCUGGGUCCAUAUAGAAACCCACCUAGCUCCAGUAGUAAGCGCAGGCAAAAAAACAAAACAAAAAAUAAUCAAAGAGGCUACAUAAGGUUCAAACUUUCUUGGCAAUCAAGAAAAGUUUGUUCUACCUGUCCUUUUCUUCUAAGCCUUUUCCUAUUAUUUGAUAUCCCAUGCAACUCCUGGUCAUAGAUUCCGGCUUCUGCCUUGACCCAUCCACAUGCCUCAUCUAUAUAUAAUUCUGAAACUAAUCAAGGUUUCUCACCACACCAAACCCAUUAUAUUUCUCCUCUAAAAUGUCAGAUUCCGGUGAUCAAAGUUUUGUUCAUGUCGCUCUCCUUCCGAGCGCCGGCAUGGGUCACCUCACGCCCUUCCUUCGACUCGCUGCUUUACUCACAGCACACAAUGUUCGGGUCACCUUCAUCACUCCAAUUCCAACCGUCUCACUUGCAGAGUCGCAGAGUUUAUCUCAAUUGUCCACCACCUUCCCUCAGAUCACUCAAAAGCAUCUUCAUCUCCUUCCACUUGAUGAGCCGUUGGCCAAUUCAGAAGACCCCUUUUACUACCAUUUUGAGUUGAUUCGCCGCUCCUCUCACCUACUCCCUCCUCUUCUAUCUUCACUCUCUCCACCUCUCUCAGCUAUGAUCACAGAUAUGAGCUUCUCCUCCACUGUUAUUCCCAUAACCGAUUCUCUUGGACUUCCUAACUACAUUUUCUUCACAUCAUCUGCCAAAAUGUUGACACUUUAUGUGUCCUUCCACACCAUGCUCGGCCCACACCAAGAAAUCAAAGAUGGUCUCGAAGUUUCAGGUUUAGAGCCAAUACCAAAAGCAUGGAUUCCUCCACCACUUCUCAAGGACAGUAAUAAUCUCCUGAAGAGCUUUUUCACAGAGAAUGGUAAGAAAAUGACAGAGUCAACUGGUAUUCUGAUCAACACAUUCGAGAGUAUAGAGCAUGAGACAGUGGCUGCACUAAAUGAGGGCAGGGUAUUAAAAGGGCUACCAUCGGCAAUUGCCAUUGGACCACUUCCACCAUGUAACUCUGAGACAGACCAUCAACUAGCAUGGCUAGAUGAUCAACCAACUGGCUCAGUGUUCUAUGUCAGCUUUGGGAGUAGGACUGCAAUGUCAAGGGAGCAAAUCAGAGAGUUGGGUGAGGGCUUGGUGAGGAGUGGGUGCAGGUUUCUGUGGGUCGUGAAGGAUAAAAAAGUUGACAUGGAAGACGAUGAGAAACUGACUGAGGUGCUUGGACAGGGUUUACUGGAAAGAGUGAAGGAAAAGGGAUUGGCAGUGAAGAAGUGGCUGAACCAAGAGGAGGUAUUGAGGCAUCCUGCAAUCGCUGGCUUUUUAAGUCAUUGUGGCUGGAAUUCAUUGAGUGAGGCUCUGUGGAACGGUGUGCCUGUAUUAGCAUGGCCGCAACAUGGGGACCAGAAAAUCAAUGCCGACUUGGUGGAGAGAAUUGGGCUGGGAGUGUGGGUUAAGAGUUGGGGUUGGGGUUGGGGUUGGGGUGAGGAGGAGAUGGUGGUGAAAGCAGAGGAUAUUGCAGCGAGGGUUAAGGAGAUGAUGGGAAAUGACUCAUUGAGAUUGCAAGCACUACACAUUAAAGAAGAGGCUAGACUGGCAGUAGGAGAUACUGGUAGUUCUACAAAGAGACUCACUGCUCUCAUUGAGACAUGGAAAGAGUUUCGAGUUAGUUAAACC
Messenger RNA from Rosa rugosa (rugosa rose), 1792 nucleotides. RefSeq names its product UDP-glycosyltransferase 708G1-like. Lineage: Eukaryota; Viridiplantae; Streptophyta; Magnoliopsida; Rosales; Rosaceae. Gene Ontology annotation, molecular function: UDP-glycosyltransferase activity. The record is from RefSeq and is a predicted model, not a curated record. The transcript has a single exon. The coding region runs from base 389 to 1789 and encodes 466 amino acids.